GGUGUAUAUUGUUAUGAGUAUGGCGGCGGAUACUAACGGACGACGGCAAGUUGUUAGAAAUGUUCAGUUCAAUUGAAGAAAGCUUUAAUUUCAAAACUUUUUUUUUUGUGGUCGAUAGUGUUUCGAGUGACAUUUCUAACAUCGACGCAACACAGUUUUAAUUUUCUUUCUUGGGACUCUUCAGAAGAUUACUGGACAGGUGAUGCUGCAGUCAAACCUGUCUCCGUUUCCCGAGUCUGCUCUGUCAGUCACCGAACUACCUAGUCUUUCCUAUCUAACUCUUUCCGACUCGGCUAACGUGAACUUUUGCAAUGAGACCAGUUUGUCUACUUGUUUUUUUGAGUUACUUGUCAAAAAUAACACAAGUUUACCUGAGGUAACACCAUCACACCCGUUCCAGAGCUAGUUGAUCACGACUUUUCACCCGAAGAGGCCCGACUCCUAAUCCAGCUAAAUGACAAGUUCUCAGCGCGUUAGCUUAACUAGCCAUAUAGCUAAUUACUCUUUAUAACAGUGUUAUUGCUCAAAGCCUGUCCAGCUCUACUUACCUCUACAAUAGUCGUUUUAAAGCGUGUGUCUUUGAACCUGUUUGGAACAUUAUGCUUCACGAUUAGAAGGAUUUGUUGCUGGGACCCUGAAAGUAAAUAUUAGCCUGCUAGCCUUCCUAAAUCGGGAGUGGCUAGAAGUUGCAUUAGCUAGUUAAACAUUUAGCUAGCAAACAACCUCAGAUACUCACUCUUUAGCACCCGUCCAUAGUGAGUAUGAUAAACAACUUAAUGUUAACUCAGCCUCUAUGGGGGGAAAAAAACACUUAUUGAUGACAUAUUAAACCACGGUCAAAUUGUCAGCGGGUGUGUUUCAAUGGCCAGCCGUAUCAUCAGCAGGCACAGGGAUAGGAAACCGUGCAAUGGUCAGAUUGUGUAAUAUAGCUAUCUGGAUUUAUCCGAUGGGCUAAAGAUUAGCUGCCUGCCGCUAACUUGCGCGGCAUAAUAACGCUUCUCUCGCUAUACAUUUUGAUGGACGUGGGAAAAUAUUUUCUAGAUUGCUACUGUUGCUAUCGUCAAAUGGUUUUGGCUGUACUGUAUUGUGGCCUGUACGUAAUCGUAUUUAGUCAUUCACUGGACGUAAUGUAGCUCUGUAGAAAGAUACCAUAAAUACAUAUUUAUUUUGUAUUUUUUUUACAUGAAUACAGGAGGUUUUACGUGUCUCUUUGAAUCAAAAGAAGAAAACACGUCCAUAUGAAUGGCUAGCUAGCAGUGCCUAACUUAAAAUAGAAGAGCCAGACAGCGAAUAGCCAGGUUACAUGGUUUAUUAACACAACAGCCGAGGAUUUAAGACUGAAGUUAGUCAUUCUGGAUCAAGAAACCUUGUCUUUCGUCGCUGAUUGGAGUAACACUCCCAAGCCAUCAUCAAUGCCUUCAGCGCUGGCCUUCUUCUCCUGCCGCCCGAAUUCACACCCUUUUCAGGAACGUCAUGUCUACCUGGACGAGCCAGUCAAGAUCGGGCGCUCUGUGGCACGAUGCCGACCGGCUCAGAACAACGCCACGUUCGACUGCAAGGUUCUGUCACGGAACCAUGCCCUGGUCUGGUUUGAUCACAAGACGGGCAAGUUCUACCUGCAGGACACUAAGAGUAGUAACGGGACGUUCAUCAACAGCCAGCGUCUGAGUCGCGGGUCCGAGGAGAGUCCUCCCUGUGAGGUCCUCUCUGGUGACUUCAUCCAGUUCGGUGUGGACGUCACAGAGAACACCCGUAAAGUCACCCAUGGCUGCGUAGUGUCUACAAUCAAGCUGUUUCUACCGGACGGCAUUGAGGCUCGACGACGGUCAGAUGUCAUCCAAGCACCUUUACCACUUCCUGUUGAUAAGGUUGCGGCCAACACCCCCAUUAUGUACUCUCAGGAACUCUUCCAGCUCUCCCAGUAUCUGCAGGAGGCCCUACACAGGGAGCAGAUGUUGGAACAGAAGUUGGCAACGUUGCAGUGCCUACUGGCCACCACACAGGAGGCUUCAGAGAGCAGCUGGCAGGCUCUGAUAGAUGAGGACCGGCUUCUCUCCAGACUAGAGGUGAUGGGCAACCAGCUGCAGUCCUACUCUAAAAACCAAACAGAGAAUGGUAUGCGUAACGAGCUGGUAACUCUGCAGGAAGACAAGUACAACUAUGAGAUUACUGCCAAAGAGUCCCUGAGGAGGGUCCUGCAGGAGAAGAUAGAGGUGGCCAGGAAGCUGUCAGAGGUUGAGCGAAGCCUCAGUAACACGGAGGAUGAGUGUUCCCACCUGAAGGAGAUGAAUGAGAGGAACCAUGAAGAGCUCAGAGAACUGGCUAAUAAAUACAACGGCGCUGUCAACGAGAUCAAGGACCUCACUGACAAGAUAAAGCUGGCAGAGGGUCGUCAGGAGGAGUUGACUCAGAGGGGUCAGAUGGAGAAGAAGGAACUUCAGCUUUGUAUUGAUGAGAUGGAGGAGAAGGAACAGGCUCUACAGGCCCGCUUUGAGGCCUUACAGGCUGAUAACGACUUCUCUAACGAACGCCUCACUGCCCUGCAAGUUGGUUUAGAACAGCUGCAGGAGAAAAGCAUCAAGGACAACAACAGUUUAGCUGUGAAGCAGUUGAAAGAAGCAGUGGGUUCGUCGUUGCACAGGCUGGCUAACUUUGAUGAGGUGAUAGAUGCCCACCUGCAGAACAGCCAGACAGCAGCAGGAGACCGCCUUGCCAAUCCUGACAAACUCAAAGAAAACCAACUGGAUGCUAAAGACACUGAAAUGUCAGAUACACUGAGCCCCAGCCAGAACCGCAGCAGUGACGACACGUCAGAUGGAAACAUGGAUGAUGGUGAACUGAACGAGCCACAGAACAGGGUCACCCUGCUCAAAGAUGAGCUGCGGAUGGCCAACCUGGAGCCUGGGGACAGAGAGCAGGUGAUUCACCACCUCCACAGAGAGCUGCUGGAGGCCCAGGAGUUGGCCAACACAGGCAAGCAGAAGUGUCUGCAGCUCCAGGCCUUACUGGAAGAGGAGAGGAGGAGUAACAGGCAGCAGACUGAGGAGUCAGCCAAGCAGAUCCAGUACCUACAGAGUCAGUUGGGGAAGCUAGCGGUAGACAUGGAGGAGCUGAAGGAGCAGAGAGAGAGCAGCAUCAGCAGCACACAGGAGGAGCUGUACUCUGCUCAGGAGGAGGUGCUAGUUCUCCACCACGCCAUGGAGGCCAACACGGCCGAGAGGGAGCGAGACAUCGCCGCCCUGCAGAGGGACCUGGGAGGUGUCACGGCCGAGCUGGAGAAGUGGCGUCAGUCUGCGUCGAAAUACGAACAGGAGAUCAACUCCCUGCAGGCCACCAUCCAACAGCAGAGCCAGCACCAGCACCAGCAGAGAACUAAUGAUUUACAAGGGGAGUUUGAGCGUCUUCAGAAGGACUGUCCCAGUCUGCAGCAGGAGUGUGAGUGUCUCCGUUCUGAGAAGACGACCCUGGUGAACAGACUACACGGACUGGAGACAGACCUGGACAGUUCCAGGAAGCAGACUGCCAGUCUGAGCAGCAAUCUGCAGAGUUUGGAGAAGUCCCAGGGAGAGAUGCAGAGUAGACUGGGCUCACUGCAGGACCAACACCUCCAGGACGCUAACAAGCUGGAGUCACAGUUAACCCAGGCUGCUAGCAGGACACAGAGCCUGCAGAGAGAGUAUGAGGACACUCAGAACUUGCUGUGUGAUCUGAGGAAGUGUUGUGAGAGGACUGAGCAGGAGAAACGCUCCAUCAACGAGGAGCUGGAACAGUGUAAAGUUAACCUCAAACUGCUGCAGGACAAGGGCAAGAAUCCACCCAUAUUGCAGCCUGUCCAGGCCAUUUUCAUCGGCCUUAUCCCGGCCUUGCUGUAUUGGUGGCUCAGCCAGUUGUGGUAGAAAGGCCGGUUGGAGCCCCUGGAUGCCAGUUGUAGCAGUGAUGGUAGCAGUGACUGCUGCGGUGCUUUAUCCCAACUUCUCCAAGAGCACCUCCACCUGAGACCUUACCUACUACAUGUCCUCUACCCCGUCUUCUUCUGGCAUCUCUACCUCUGCCCACACCAAUCCCCGGCCCAUUUUUGAUUGAUUUAUUAAUCCAUUAAUUAAUCUAUUGAUUAAUUUAUUACCUCUGGUCGGUUCCCCUACAGAAAGUCCCUCUGCUUUAAACUGUACAAAGUAUAACUGUAUAUAUAUAUAUAGAGAGAGCGAUCAAGAGAAGUAGUAUUUCUACCGUAGAAAUAGUCCUAUAUCUACGGUAGAAAUGGUCCUAUAUCUACGGUAGAAAUAGUCCUAUAUCUACGGUAGAAAUAGUCCUAUAUACGGUAGAAAUGGUCCUAUAUCUACGGUAGAAAUAGUCCUAUAUCUACGGUAGAAAUAGUCCUAUAUCUACGGUAGAAAUAGUCCUAUAUCUACGGUAGAAAUGGUCCUAUAUCUACGGUAGAAAUAGUCCUAUAUCUACGGUAGAAAUAGUCCUAUAUCUACGGUAGAAAUGGUCCUAUAUCUACGGUAGAAAUAGUCCUAUAUCUACGGUAGAAAUAGUCCUAUAUCUACGGUAGAAAUGGUCCUAUAUCUACGGUAGAAAUAGUCCUAUAUCUACGGUAGAAAUAGUCCUAUAUCUACGGUAGAAAUAGUCCUAUAUCUACGGUAGAAAUAGUCCUAUAUCUACGGUAGAAAUAGUCCUAUAUCUACGGUAGAAAUAGUCCUAUAUCUAUGGUAGAAAUGGUCCUAUAUCUACGGUAGAAAUAGUCCUAUAUCUACGGUAGAAAUAGUCCUAUAUCUACGGUAGAAAUGGUCCUAUAUCUACGGUAGAAAUAGUCCUAUAUCUACGGUAGAAAUAGUCCUAUAUCUACGGUAGAAAUAGUCCUAUAUCUACGGUAGAAAUAGUCCUAUAUCUACGGUAGAAAUGGUCCUAUAUCUACGGUAGAAAUGGUCCUAUAUCUACGGUAGAAAUAGUCCUAUAUCUACGGUAGAAAUAGUCCUAUAUCUACGGUAGAAAUGGUCCUAUAUCUACGGUAGAAAUAGUCCUAUAUCUACGGUAGAAAUAGUCCUAUAUCUACGGUAGAAAUAGUCCUAUAUCUACGGUAGAAAUAGUCCUAUAUCUACGGUAGAAAUAGUCCUAUAUCUACGGUAGAAAUUGUCCUAUAUCUACGGUAGAAAUGGUCCUAUAUCUACGGUAGAAAUGGUCCUAUAUCUACGGUAGAAAUAGUCCUAUAUCUACGGUAGAAAUAGUCCUAUAUCUACGGUAGAAAUAGUCCUAUAUCUACGGUAGAAAUAGUCCUAUAUCUACGGUAGAAAUAGUCCUAUAUCUACGGUAGAAAUAGUCCUAUAUCUACGGUAGAAAUAGUCCUAUAUCUAUGGUAGAAAUGGUCCUAUAUCUACGGUAGAAAUAGUCCUAUAUCUACGGUAGAAAUAGUCCUAUAUCUACGGUAGAAAUGGUCCUAUAUCUACGGUAGAAAUAGUCCUAUAUCUACGGUAGAAAUAGUCCUAUAU
Oncorhynchus kisutch (coho salmon) is the source of this 5486-nucleotide messenger RNA. RefSeq names its product sarcolemmal membrane-associated protein. Gene Ontology annotation, biological process: protein localization to plasma membrane; regulation of membrane depolarization during cardiac muscle cell action potential; regulation of voltage-gated sodium channel activity. Gene Ontology annotation, molecular function: protein binding. The coding region runs from base 1413 to 3896 and encodes 827 amino acids. The transcript is spliced from 22 exons. The record is from RefSeq and is a predicted model, not a curated record. NCBI's taxonomy places the organism in Eukaryota, Metazoa, Chordata, Actinopteri, Salmoniformes, Salmonidae.